Messenger RNA from Lepus europaeus (European hare), 477 nucleotides. RefSeq names its product oocyte secreted protein family member 4B (gene OOSP4B). The coding region runs from base 1 to 477 and encodes 158 amino acids. The record is from RefSeq and is a predicted model, not a curated record. Lineage: Eukaryota; Metazoa; Chordata; Mammalia; Lagomorpha; Leporidae. The transcript is spliced from 5 exons.
AUGAAGGCCUGUGUGCUCUUAGCAGUGACUUCAGUGUGUUCUGAUGAUUGGUUGGUAGCCAGAAUAAGAAAGAGACCCUUUGAUAAUGACACAGAAGUUAGAAUUGGUGACAUCCACCUGGGAAACAGCUGUCUCGUCACAAGGAUGCUGUCAUUCAACUACGAGUUUUCUUAUCCUAUCAUUUAUUGUGGAAUCAAGAAAUUUAUAUUCCAAGGGAAUGAUGUUUUCAUAUUAUCUGAAAUCAACUACAAACCUAGAUUGGAUACCACCUACACAUUCCCAGUAGUUUGCUUUAUGAAGAGGCUUAUACUCUCAUCUCUGGUAACUUUUGGGUUGAAUGGUCAUGAAAUCAAUCUCUUGAGUGAUAGCUCUCAAGUAAAAAGAGUGCAACAGUCAUCGAUUUCCUUCCAAAGUGAGAAAUGUGAAUCUGAUUUUAGCAGUGUUCAGAAGUUGAGUGAUGCUAUCGAUUACAUUUGA